GCCAUUUUUGCUUGGCGCUCGCUUCGGUUGCAACGCGCGACUGCUCUGUGUGCUGUGCUUGAUCCGUUCCCCUAGCUAGAGCGUCCACGGUGUCGUUCAUUUAUAGCUAGCUAACAGGGAAUCUUUUGCUGAACCAAUAAAAGUUUCCCUGCAACUCGAUCCGUCUUCUCGAAUCGCUCUCUGGGCUCCCGGAAUAGGCAACCCUCUAAAUUGGUGACCCCGGAUCCGGAACAAUCUCAACGCCGGAUAUUUCGAACUUUUCUCCGGUGAGCUCGUUCCAUUUAUUUUUCAUAUUUUCCGGUUUAUUUUUGCAUACGGUAGCCUAUUUUUUCGCGUCAUUUUUUCAAAUCAUGGAAUCUGUAGACCAUAAGGUAGAGUCUAUGCUUAGUGUUGUAUCUCUCUCUGUUCCACCUUUUUGGGACAUGGAUCCUGUUUUGUGGUUCGCUCAUCUGGAGGCUGAGUUUUAUAACCACAGAAUCACUUCCGACUACGCGAAGUAUUGCAAGCUCCUGUCCUAUCUCCCCAAGGAGAUAUCAAUGCAGGUUCGUGACGUUAUCAUUUCUCAGACCGAUAACCGCUAUGAGGCUCUGAAGGAGGCCACGAUUAAGCGUGUUAUGCCCUCUGAGAAAGUUCGCCUGCAGCAGCUUUUCAGGGAUCUGCAAUUGGGCGACAAACUGCCCUCAACCCUGCUACGAGAGAUGCAGCAACUCCUUGGUUCAUCAACCAUGGACGAGACUUUACUUCGCGAACUAUGGCUACAGCGGCUACCGGAAAACACACAAGCGAUUCUCGCUACAGUGAGCUCCGUUCCGCUCACUCAACUAGCAGACUUAGCGGAUCGAGUUAUUGAACGAUCACAGCCACAGGCCAACGCCAGCAAGGUCCAUGCCGUCGCGUCCCAGGGCACUUCUAUCACUGGCUUACAGUCAACCAUAGAAGCCCUGCAAGCACAAGUUGCGACACUUAGUCGCCAGGUGCAACAGCUUACUAUGACCCGUCGUCGUCCUAGCCGCUCAAAAUCGCCCUCCAAACGUUCUCGGUCUAGCAACAGGCAAGUUAGCUGUUGGUAUCAUCAGCGCUUUGGUACCGCAGCUCAUAAAUGUGUAAAGCCUUGCAACUUCGCCGAGAAGCAGGGAAAACUUCGCGGCCGGUCGGUAACGGCGACGGACGCGACCGGCCAACACCAAAGUCGCCUCAUCCGCGUUAGGGAUUUAACUUCCGGCAUCGAGUUUCUAGUCGACACUGGUGCCGAAGUUAGCGUCAUACCCCGUAGCUCAGAUGAGGUCGUCUCACCAUCGCCGACCAAGCUGCGUGCCGCCAAUGGCACACCAAUCGCAACUUUCGGCGAAAAGCUGCUAACGCUCAAUUUAGGCCUCCGGCGAACCUUUCGCUGGCCUUUCAUAAUCGCUGCUGUGCCUUUCGCCAUCAUAGGCAUAGACUUUCUUCAACGCUUCGACCUCAUCGUCGACGCUAAACGGAAGAAGCUUAUCGAUUCUAGGACACAGCUCAGUGUUAUCGGGACUAGCGCCAACGUGGCUGCUAUCACUCCCAUUCGUGUCCUACCUCAAGCUUCACAGUCUUUUCUAGAACUUUUCAGCAAGCACCCUAAACUCGUUCGCGUCCUGAACGAGUUGCCUCCGGUGACGUCAAACGUCACGCAUCACAUUUGCACUAAGGGCCCACCUGUUUCGGCCCGCCCUCGCCGACUAGCCCCGGACAAGCUCAAAGCUGCGAAGGCGGAAUUCGAGCAAAUGCUCGAACUGGGAAUCAUCCGCCCGUCUAAAAGUCCAUGGGCAUCACCAUUACACAUGGUGCCGAAGAAGUCCGGUGACUGGCGCCCCUGUGGUGACUACAGGGCACUUAACAAACUUACCGUCCCGGAUAAAUACCCUAUCCCGCACAUGCACGACUUGACCUCAGCUCUAGCUGGCAAGUCUAUCUUCAGCAAAGUCGACUUAGUCCGUGCGUACCACCAGAUACCUGUGGCGCCAGAUGACAUUGCUAAAACAGCAGUCAUCACGCCAUUUGGCUUAUUCGAGUACCUCAGAAUGCCUUUCGGCCUCAGCAACGCUGCUCAAACUUUUCAGCGUUUCAUUCAUGAGGUAACGCGAGGACUCGAAGGCGUUUAUCCUUAUCUAGAUGACAUACUCAUCGCCAGCUCUUCUGACGAGGAGCAUCUUCGUCACCUCGACGCUCUCUUCCAGCGCUUAACACAGCAUGGGGUUACCGUCAACCCCGAUAAAUGCGAGCUUGGCCAAAGCUCCAUCGACUUUCUUGGCCACCGCAUAUCUGCCUCUGGUAUCGAAGCCCUGCCAGACAAAAUCCAGGCACUGAAGGACUAUCCUGCUCCCAGUUCCUUCAAGCAGUUACGCCGAUUCCUUGGCCUGGUCAACUAUUACAGACGCUUUAUACCUAACUGCGCGAGCAUUGUUCAACCAAUGACUGACUUGCUGCGCGGUAAACAACGCUCUUUUCACUUUACAGACGACGCUAAAUUGUCUUUCGAGAAGCUUAAAGACGCUAUCUCCAACAUAGCGCUUCUCGCCCAUCCAGACACAUCUGCGCCACUCUCCCUGACGACUGACGCAUCCGACACUGCCGUCGGUGCAGUUCUUCAGCAACUCAUCGACCAUCGAUGGAUACCUCUAGGUUUCUUCUCAAAGCGCUUACAACCUGCCGAAUCGCGAUACAGCACCUUCGGUAGGGAACUGUUAGCUAUCUACCUAGGUAUCCGACAUUUCCGUCACUACCUCGAAGGUCGACAUUUCACCGUCUUCACCGACCACAAGCCAUUGAUCUACGCAAUCAAUGGCGCAACAGACAAGUACUCGCCGCGGGAAACUAGACACCUAGACUACGUUUCUCAGUUUACGACAGACGUACGUCAUGUCUCAGGUGCUCUCAAUCCCGUCGCGGAUGCGCUUUCACGCAUUCAGCAGAUCAGCUUAUCGCCUGGCACAAACAUUGAUCUAGCCGCCAUGGCUGCUGCCCAACAAGCUGAUCCCGACAUAAGCAAGCCACGACGCAACACCACUGAGACGAUCACCAUUGAUCGACUCAAGCCAGCAUUCUUCGACAAGUCUGACUCGCCGGUGCAACAAGCACCUUCACAGCCUGUGCCAUCACAGCUGGCACCGCAACCUCAGACGAGUCAGUCCGCUCCAGCAGAACCGACAACCACAACCGACAGCACUCCUACCCGCCCUACUCUCAAUCAACGCGGUAGGAAGCUCAAACCUAAGAACGUGCCUUCGAAAUUUUCUGCUCUUACUAAACGUUUUUGAAAAUCCACAAAAAAAGACCAAAACGUUUUGAAACUACCAAAAAAGAGCAAAACCUUUUGAAAACCCAAAAACAGCUUUGCACGUUUUUCGCUUUGCACUCUUUUGUGUAUUGCUAUGCAUUUAUGCUGCUUUUUCAUUUGCUUUCCAUAUACACCCGUCGGUUGGUUGCCCCUCGGUUUCACUUUCCGCUGGAUCUCCGCACGUCAACUGGAAGUUCAACAAUCUUCCUGCUCAACUGCCUACGUGAACUUUAUUAACUGUCCCCCCCACAAACAGUUUUUUUACCGUUUCGACACCGUAGGGAGGACACGGGUGGGAGCCCGCUAGGGUCCGAUUGCAUGGUUCUCCCCCAGCAGCUGCAUCGGGUUUCACAACCUGGUCUCGCAGAAGGCUGGCCCGCGACGGACAGUCCUCACGUAGAUCGAAGGACUGCUUACACAGUCCCUUCUGGGAGAGGGCUAUGUAGCAGUCUGGAGAUUCCCCGGUUUGCUUGUGUAAAAUUCUAACCAAAAUUCUAUAAUUGUACACUUAGGCAACCGGUGUGGUUUGUUGAACUGCUUGCUGAGUUCGAAUGCUUUACUUGCUCAUCGCCAUUUUUGCUUGGCGCUCGCUUCGGUUGCAACGCGCGACUGCUCUGUGUGCUGUGCUUGAUCCGUUCCCCUAGCUAGAGCGUCCACGGUGUCGUUCAUUUAUAGCUAGCUAACAGGGAAUCUUUUGCUGAACCAAUGAAAGUUUCCCUGC
Molecule: messenger RNA, 4025 nt
Organism: Dicrocoelium dendriticum
Lineage: Eukaryota; Metazoa; Platyhelminthes; Trematoda; Plagiorchiida; Dicrocoeliidae
Source: the annotation of a GenBank genome assembly